UUAUUUUGUUAGUUGUUAUUAUUAUUCCUAGAUAAUAAAAUUCGAAUCCACUUACAAAAAUACCAGAGGUCCGUAGCAAGACGUUUCAGCAUUUCUGCGAUUACGUUUCACAAAAUAUCUUUGAAGGCUACCGAAAAACCAACUUCUUCGUCUUUCUCUCGAGUCUGCUCAAGUAAAACGACAAGUCCAGAACUCAUGGGAGAUCAUCAGAACGACCAAAACGAUGACGUUUUCUCCUUCUUCACCACUCCCAACGACACCGACUCCUCCGCGGCGACUCCGUCCACGCUUUUCAACCGUUGUUCAUACUCCUCUUCGUCUUCCUCCGGUGACGAAUCUCACCCUUCAGGUCCUUCAGUCGACGACAGCAACAAACGAAUCGACUACAUGAUCCAAUUUCUCGACCGGAGACUAAGCGAAGACGGCAAUUUCGACGGGAUCGGAGCGGAGAACGACGGCGAUGGCUCCGAUUCUCUGCCGGAGUUCGUUGGGAAGUGUGGUGGAACCGGGAUCUUCAAGGUUCCGAUUAGGUCUGCAGUUCAUCCGAAUCGGCCGCCGAGUCUCGAGGUUAGACCACAUCCAUUGAGGGAAAGUCAAAUCGAACGGUUCUUAAGGACGAUGACGAGUAUUGAGAGACAAUUGUGGGCCGGAGGUGAGGACGGUGGAUUAAAGGUAUGGGACUUCGAUGAACUGUACGGAAGCGGGCGGAGUUUAGAGGCGGAGGAUACGGCGCCGUAUAAGCAGACUCUGGAGAUGGAGAUUGGUUCUUCGGUUGUUUGUAUGAUCGGAGAUGAAGGUAGUAGAGCUGUUUGGAGCGGGCAUAGAGAUGGAAGGAUCAGAUGUUGGAAACUUAGAGCUGAUCAUGGGAUUGAAGAAGCCCUAUCGUGGCAAGCUCAUCGUGGUCCGGUUCUCUCCAUUGCCAUCUCGUCAUACGGAGAUAUAUGGUCAGGAUCUGAGGGAGGCGCUCUUAAAGUUUGGCCAUGGGACGCUCUUGAGAAGUCUGUUUCUUCGACUAUAGAGCAAAGGCACAUGGCUGUGUUAUCUGUAGAGAGAUCGUAUAUUGACCCUAGGAACCAGGUUUCGGUCAAUGGAUUUGCUAAUACAUUAACUUCAGAUGUUAUGUUCCUCGUAUCUGAUCAUACAAGGGCGAGAGUAUGGAGUGCUAGUCCCCUGACGUUUGCUUUGUGGGAUGCUCGUACACGGGAUUUGAUCAAAGUAUUUAAUAUUGACGGGCAGCUCGAGAAUCGAACUGAUGGUUCUGUAUUUCCUGAUUUUGGGACUGAGGAAGAGGGGAAGAUGAAGAUGACUGCUUCAAAGAAAGAGAAAGCUCAAUCUUCUCUUGGUUUCUUUCAGCGGUCUCGUAAUGCCCUUAUGGGAGCAGCUGAUGCUGUUCGUCGUGCUGCAACGAAAGGAGGGUUUUGUGACGAUAGCAGGAGAACUGAAGCUAUGGUCAUAUCAGUUGAUGGAAACAUUUGGACCGGAAGUGCAAACGGCGUCCUUAUGCGAUGGGACGGAAAUGGUAAUUGCUUGCAAGAGUUCUCAUACCAGCCCUCUGGUAUUCUCUGCAUGUUCACUUUUUGUUAUCGGGUGUGGGUUGGUUAUUCCAGCGGCACUGUUCAGGUUUUGGAUCUUGAAGGAAAGCUGCUUGGAGGAUGGGUGGCUCAUAGUGGCCCUGUAAUAAAAAUGGCUAUUGGUGGCGGUUAUUUAUUUACCCUGGCGAACCACGGAGGUAUUCGAGGAUGGAAUGUUACUUCUCCGGGGCCCCUUGACAAUGUACUGCGGGCCGAGUUGGCUGGGAAAGAAUUCUUAUAUUCAAGGAUAGAAAAUCUGAGAAUAUUAGCUAGUACAUGGAAUGUUGGAGAAGGUAGAGCAUCGACCGACUCGCUUGUAUCUUGGUUAGGCUGUGCUGCAACUGGAGUUGAUAUUGUUGUUGUUGGACUGCAAGAAGUUGAAAUGGGAGCAGGAGUUCUUGCAAUGUCUGCAGCAAAAGAAACAGUGGGACUUGAGGGUAGUCCACUUGGUCAGUGGUGGAUGGAUAUGAUUGGGAAAACUUUGGAUGAGGGCUCAUCUUUUGUUCGUGUUGGGUCUAGGCAGCUUGCAGGGCUGCUCAUUUGUGUAUGGGUUCGACAUGACCUUAAACCUUACGUGGGAGAUGUUGACGCUGCUGCGGUUCCUUGUGGUUUUGGACGAGCAAUUGGUAAUAAGGGAGCUGUAGGUGUGCGACUCAGAAUGUAUGAUCGAGUACUGUGCUUUGUAAACUGUCAUUUUGCUGCACACUUAGAAGCUGUUACUCGACGAAACGCUGACUUCGACCAUGUUUAUCGAACAAUGGCCUUCUCACGUCAGUCUAGUUCACUCAAUCCAGGAGCUGCUGGGGCUUCAUUUGGUGUCUCAGUACCUCGUGGUGCCAAUGCUGUUGUUGUCAACACAGUUGACCCAAGACCUGAACUCUCUGAGGCAGACAUGGUCGUAUUUCUUGGAGAUUUUAAUUACCGCCUGGAUGAUAUAACUUAUGAUGAAACAAGGGAUUUCAUUUCUCAAAGAUGCUUUGAUUGGCUAAGAGAAAAAGAUCAGCUACAUGCUGAAAUGGAAGCAGGGAAUGUUUUUCAAGGGAUGCGUGAAGCAAUUAUCAGGUUCCCUCCAACAUACAAGUUUGAAAGGCAUCAAGCUGGUUUAGCAGGAUAUGAUUCUGGGGAAAAGAAGCGUAUUCCUGCGUGGUGUGAUAGGAUUCUAUAUCGCGAUAGCAAGAAACAUUUGGGAGCUCACUGUAGUUUGGAUUGUCCAGUGGUGUCUUCUGUAUCACAGUAUGAUGCGUGCAUGGAUGUGACAGACAGUGAUCACAAGCCAGUCCGGUGUAUAUUUAGUGUGAAGCUUGCCCGGGUCGAUGAAUCUGUGAGGAGACAAGAGUUUGGGAACAUCAUAAACACGAAUAAGAAAAUCAAGGUCAUGCUUGGAGAGUUAAGCAAGGUUCCAGAAACCAUUGUCAGCACUAAUAACAUAAUUCUUCAAAACCACGAUUCAACGAUUCUGCGUAUUACGAAUAAGAGCGAGAAGAACAUUGCGUUCUUCAAAAUAAUUUGUGAAGGUCAGUCUAACAUCGAGGAGGACGGUCAAGCAUAUGACCACCGAGCAAGAGGCUCUCUCGGGUUUCCCCAGUGGCUGGAGGUGUCUCCAGGAACUGGAAUUAUCCAACCAAACCAAAUAGCAGAGGUUGCAGUCCAUCUCGAAGACUUCCCAACAGUAGAAGAGUUUGUGGACGGUGUUUCUCAGAACUCUUGGUGUGAAGACGCAAGAGACGAGGAAGUCAUAUUAGUCCUCGUGGUUCACGGAAGAUUCUCUAUCGAAACAAGAAACCAUCGGAUCCGUGUGCGUCACUGCCCUCGUGGAGGUCGAUCCGCAAAUAAACAUUACGGCGAUAAACCCAGAACCACGGGACAAAUAAACGCUCUUCAUCGCUCCGAUUAUCAACCGCUGAGUAAUACUCUUGAUGUCGUUGAGCAGCUAAGGAACUUGCACAGUCCAUAGAAGAAAGCCAAUGUCUCUUGGAGGGUUUUUUUUAAGUGUACAGUGAGAUGAAUUCAACGUCCUCCACGUGUUACGUAAUGUGUAGCUCUUUGUCUUUUUUGGAAUUCUAAUGGGAAAAUUUGUGUGAAAGAAAAUAUUAGCCUUUAACGUUUUUUGUUUAGAGGCUAAUUAUGUUGCUUAUGCUGGAGAUAUAAUCUACCAAAUGUUAUUUAAUUUUCUCCAUAUGAGUAAUAAUGGGUUUGUAUGUAGUGUAACCUUAUUUGAUUAUGUAUUGAGUAAUGAAUAUAUUUUAUUUUGAUCUGUACAGCAGUAGUUGUUUUUAUUUUAAAAUUUGGGCUGCAGCUUUUAAA
This is a messenger RNA of Thlaspi arvense, 3875 nucleotides long. NCBI's taxonomy places the organism in Eukaryota, Viridiplantae, Streptophyta, Magnoliopsida, Brassicales, Brassicaceae. The record is from the annotation of a GenBank genome assembly.